UUGAUGAGUGAUCUCAGAUUUGUAUAGUCUAAAUUACUGUACCAGGUUUAUCUCCACCGCACAAAUUUUCCACUAAAAUAUCAUUACCCUUUCUUUUCGAACAUGAAAUGAUCGCCCCAGUCCCUGUGCAAGGAAAUCCAAGGAAUACUUUGAUCAAAUACAGUUAGUGCAGUUAAUGCAGGGCCUCUUUUCUUUCAUUCUACUGAGAGUAGGUAAAGUCAAAACCGAGAAAUUCUCCUCCUCAGCGCGCGGCAACGAUCGGUAGCUUUUGAAGCGGUGGAAAUAUCAACGACACAAUUGCCACUGCCAGACCCACCUGCGGCGGCCUCCCCCACCAAUCUCUCUACCGUAGAUAUAUGCGUGCGAAAGGGGUUUCCAAUCGGUGAAAGGAAGAGUCAGAGGGACGUCGAUGUAAUUUCGCAAACGUGACCACUCUAAUCUACAAAAAAAACAAUUUUCGAGUUCCAGAAGGCAACGAGGAGCUUCACCAUGUCGGCUCCAGGGGUGCGAUUGCAUGUUCAAGAUCGUUAUGUGGUGAUGGAUAAUGGCAUUGUUCAAGUCACAUUAUCAAACCCAGAUGGAAUUGUUACUGGAAUUCGAUAUAAUGGCGUCGACAAUUUGCUUGAAGUUCUUAAUAAGGAAUCUAACAGAGGGUAUUGGGACCUUGUCUGGAGUGCACCAGGAAGCAAGGGAAUAUUUGAUGUGAUUUCAGGAACAAGUUUUAGAGUUAUAGUGGAAAACGAGGAUCAGGUCGAGCUUUCAUUUACAAGAAUGUGGGAUCCCACACUGGAGGGCAAGUUUGUUCCCCUGAAUAUAGACAAAAGGUUUAUAAUGCUUCGUGGUUCCUCGGGGUUUUAUUCUUAUGCCAUUUAUGAGCACUUGAAGGAUUGGCCUGAUUUUGAAAUUGGUGAAACCAGGAUCACUUUCAAGCUCAGAAAAGACAAGUUUCGCCUCAUGGCCAUAGCAGAUGAUAGGCAAAGAUACAUGCCUCAGCCUGAUGACAGGUCAUCAGGAAGAUGCGAAAUCCUGGCCUACCCUGAAGCUGUCCUACUUGUCAAUCCCACAAUGCCACAACACAAAGGAGAGGUGGAUGACAAAUACCAGUACUCUUGUGACAACAAAGAUAUUAGGGUACAUGGGUGGAUAUCUAGUAGCCCACACGUUGGAUUCUGGCAAAUCACACCUAGCGACGAGUUCCGAUCCGGUGGGCCCCUCAAACAAAGCCUAACCUCACAUGUUGGCCCCACCACCCUUGCGAUGUUUCUUAGCGCUCACUAUGCUGGACAAGACCUGGUGCCAAAAUUCAGAGCUGGUGAGCCAUGGAAGAAGGUUUUUGGCCCAGUAUUUAUCUAUCUUAAUUCUGCACCUAUCGGAGAUGGUCCGUUUUGGCUAUGGGAGGAUGCUAAAAUACAGAUGAUGAACGAAGUCCAAAGCUGGCCUUAUAGUUUUCCAGCUUCUGAGGAUUUUCAAAAGGCUGAUCAACGCGGUAAUGUUAAUGGUAGACUACUUGUCUUAGAUAGGUAUACUAGCAGAGAUCAUAUACCAGCAAAUGGUGCUUAUGUAGGCUUGGCCCCACCAGGAGACAAUGGAUCAUGGCAAAGAGAAUGCAAGGACUAUCAGUUUUGGGUGAGAGCAGAUGAAGGAGGCUAUUUUUCCAUCACCAAUAUUCGUACUGGUGACUAUAACCUCUAUGCGUGGAUCCCUGGCUUUAUAGGAGAUUACCGAUGCGAUACUGCCAUUACCAUAACCUCAGGUUCUUAUAUUGAAAUGGGUGAUCUUGUAUAUGAACCUCCUAGAGAUGGACCCACAUUGUGGGAAAUAGGCAUCCCUGAUCGUUCUGCUGCAGAGUUCUUUGUUCCCGACCCCGAUCCAAAGUACAUUAAUAAACUUUAUGUCAAUCAUCCCGACAGGUUCAGGCAUUACGGAUUGUGGGGUAGGUAUGCGGACCUAUAUCCCGAUACAGAUUUAGUAUACACCAUCGGUGUUAGUGAUUAUAGUAAAGAUUGGUUCUUUGCUCAGGUUCCCAGGAAGAAAGAAGAUGGCACACAUGAAGGAACAACUUGGCAAAUCAAGUUCAAACUUAAUAAUGUGGAUCGGACAAAUACGUUCAAACUGCGAGUGGCAAUUGCAUCUGCAACUCUGGCUGAAUUGCAGGUGCGGAUUAACGAUCCGAAAGCAAAGCGACCUCUAUUUACCAGUGGAUUAAUAGGGAGGGACAAUUCAAUUGCUAGACAUGGAAUUCACGGGCUCUACUGGCUAUACAACGUUAAUAUACCAGGUGCUCAGAUUGUUGAAGGAGAUAAUACUAUCUAUUUGACACAACCAAGAAGCACCAGCCCCUUCCAGGGAAUUAUGUACGACUAUAUUCGUUUAGAAGGUCCGCCAUCUUCCUCUGUCAAAGAUGAACUUUGAGUUCAUCUUACUAGAAAAUACACUAGUAUCUACCACAUCUUCAAAUGCUGAUUUGUAUUAAAAUAAAAAAUUGCUUAUUGUAUAGUAGCAUUUCUUUCCCCUCUUGUCAAUUUGUAUCUCAUCAAAUAAAUCGACAGAUCGAGAAUGAUAUGUAUGAUGCUGCAUUUCCUCUUUAAAAAGAGUAGUCCCUUCAUCUUUCCCCCUUAA
This is a messenger RNA of Alnus glutinosa, 2619 nucleotides long. RefSeq names its product probable rhamnogalacturonate lyase B. Bases 490 to 2412 code for a protein of 640 amino acids. The record is from RefSeq and is a predicted model, not a curated record. NCBI's taxonomy places the organism in Eukaryota, Viridiplantae, Streptophyta, Magnoliopsida, Fagales, Betulaceae. Gene Ontology annotation, molecular function: catalytic activity; carbohydrate binding. The transcript has 16 exons. Gene Ontology annotation, biological process: carbohydrate metabolic process.